GCCUGACCUCUCGCAGCAGUGGCUCGAAGUUCAAAUCUAUUGGGACCGCCUGAAGGUAGGCGACUACCUCGAAUUCCACGCGAAGGACGUUUCCCACACCAAGCAAGGAACGGUGCUGGGAAGGGUGGAUAAGAUCGAACCGAGGACCUCAGAAGGCCAAUGGGCCGAGAUGACUUUCCUGGCGGUGUCAGACGAUCACCUUCUAUGGUGGCUUAAUUCGGGGUCCGGCAAGGAUGAGAACUGGGAGUUUGAGGUCCACUUCUGCAAGAGUGGAGAAAGAUCAUGUCGGAAGAGUCGCCGGAGCCGAGCCCUGGAUUUCCAUACAGACAAGUUCAGGAACGUUCCCCUUGGUCACCUCGCCGACCAUCGAAUAGAUUGGGUCAAGAAGAGCCCGUGCAAAAAGUAUGUGGAUGAGGAGGUUGCAAGGAUGAGUGGACAGCGGCCUAAGGGCCAGGACGAGACACACCCCGACACGGGCCAAGGCCUAGGGUUUGAAGAGGCGGUUCUCUCGGUGGCAGGCGCCGAGGAUCCGGCCUUGAAGAACCUGUCCGAGCUGGAGAGGGAGCUCGGUACGCCGAGGAAGACGCGCAAGAAACGGGAAGCAAUUGACCACCAUGGUGGAGGAGUUGUCCCACCUAACGGGGAGGACUUGAUUGACCCGAACAAAAAGAAGAAGAAAAGAAAGAAAGCGCGCGCUGACACCGGCCAUGGCCGUGCAAGGUCAGGUCCCGACUCCGGCGGAGGACAAUGCUUCGGACAGGAAGUGGGCCAUGAUCCCAAGGUUGACUACGGUAUGGUGCUGGAAGUGCCCAGCGGUUCCUCUGACAACGAGCAGACUGGCGGCACGGCUGCUUCAGAGAAUGCAAGCCAUGGUCGGAAAGGCCCUGGAGCUGAGCACCACGGACGCCUCGUGCCCGAGGGGCCGAACCUCCUGGAAAGGGACGAGGCUGUUCUCGCGUCAAAGGAGUGGGCCGGCGAACUGUGGAUGAAGAAGCUCCAGACAGAGAAAGGCCUCGGCAAGAUCGACACCAAGGGCGGCAAGGACAGCUACAAGGGCGACCCGAGACAGGACACAAAGGGAGGAAGGGACCCCAAGAAGGGGAAGCUGGGGAAGGGGAAAGAGGCUGCCCCGGCCGAGUGA
Symbiodinium necroappetens is the source of this 1141-nucleotide messenger RNA. The record is from the annotation of a GenBank genome assembly. NCBI's taxonomy places the organism in Eukaryota, Dinophyceae, Suessiales, Symbiodiniaceae.